AUAAUUGAGGAAACAAUGAUAAAACUUGGUAGUAUGACUCUAUCAAGUGCCCCACCUCUUCGAAGAGGAAGUACCCCUGUGCCAAUCAAGCAUCAGCUCAGAAGGGAAGAAGCAGUCAAUGAUGAUUGUGAUUGUGCACCUGGAUUAGGCAGAACAUCCCCUCCCCCAAUCAGUUUUAUCUCAGCUGAGAAUGAGUUUAUUACUUCAGGAGUAGAUGGGAGACAGGAUGGCCCUUUGCGGAUUGCGCUUCUUGGACAGAAUGGAGUGGGCAAAUCAUCACUGGCUAUUGCCCUUGCAGGAGAUAUGGAUAGGACUGCAUCUGUGGAUUCUGAAGGAGAGGGCUACGUUCGAACAGUUACUGUGGAUGAUGAAGAGAGCACAAUUGUUAUCUAUGACAACUGGAGGCAGGAUCUAUCCAUUCUGCAAUGUGAGGUGUGUGUGCUCGUGUUCUCUGUGACGGAUAGACGUAGUUUCCACCGCACGGCUCAGCUCCGCCUCCUUCUUAGAGAGACUCAACCUCAAACUCCCAUCAUCCUUGUGGGCAACAAGAGUGACCUGGUCCGUUCGCGAGAGGUCAGCACAGAAGAGGCUCGAUCCAGUGCAGCUCUCUAUGACUGCCUGUACUUAGAGCUGUCUGCCUCUUUGGAUCAUCGCACUGACGAGCUUCUUGAGGCUGCUGUAAGGUUAGCGCGGGGGGAGAGCCCAGGAACCCUGGGAGCCUGUGGGGGUAACGGGGCUGGAGGGGCCCGACGGGAGAGCCUCACCACCCGGGCCAAACGCUUUCUCUCCAGUCUGGUGCCCCGCUACCCCCGUGAGAGAGACCGGGAAGGGGGCAAGUUUUUCAGGCAGAAAUCCCGGUCAUGCCAUGACCUGGGAGCUCUGUGA
Messenger RNA from Chanos chanos (milkfish), 885 nucleotides. RefSeq names its product GTP-binding protein REM 2-like. Bases 16 to 885 code for a protein of 289 amino acids. The transcript is spliced from 5 exons. Gene Ontology annotation, cellular component: plasma membrane. Gene Ontology annotation, molecular function: calcium channel regulator activity; GTP binding; GTPase activity. The record is from RefSeq and is a predicted model, not a curated record. NCBI's taxonomy places the organism in Eukaryota, Metazoa, Chordata, Actinopteri, Gonorynchiformes, Chanidae.